CCAGAUUUGAUCAAUAGCCUACGGUACUGUGUGAUAUCGUUGGACCUGCGAUGGGCUACAACGUAUGGGGAUAUGGAAUGGCUCGCUCGGGAAUCUUUAUCGUGUUGAUGGGGUUGUGGAGGUUUAGCUCUGCUUGCCCUGCAUCCUGCACUUGCAGCAUCUCAAGGCUUGUUUGUAUCGAUCCUGACCCAGGGAUCGAGGAUUUCCCUAUCCUUACGUUAGAUGACAUGGAAAUGGACAUCAACAUCACCGAUAUAUACAUUGCAAAUCAAAAUCGACUAUUUGACAUUAAUGAUAACAGCUUGAAGUACUACUCGAAUCUCAGAAAUCUAACUGUGACAAAUACGGGACUGACUUCUAUCUCAUCAGAAGCCUUUUUCAACAAUACAAGACUUCAAUAUCUGAAUCUGAGAGACAAUAACUUGUCAACACUGUCCUGGAGGACAUUCAUAAACUUAAACAUGACAUCUUUUCCUCUCCUGUCUGGUAACCCUCUGGAGUGUGUAUGUGAGAACAUGUGGAUCAAACUGAGGCUGCAAGAGGACAUUGACAGUUCAGAAAGUCAACAGCUGAAAUGCAUAGACGACCUUGGAGUGAGGAGGGCCAUCUCCAGAUUAAUUCUCCCUGAAUGUGAGGCUCCCGCAGUGGAGGUCAGUCCCUCUAUCGUCACAAAGACGGAGGGAAGUGAUGUCACAGCAGUGUGCAGUGCAACAGGGUCUCCUGCCCCUGAGAUCUCGUGGAAUUUGGACACCAUCUUCACCAGCUAUGAGGUCAAUAUCUUGGAGCUGGAAAGCAAUCUGACACUGUCAGGUCUCUCGCCUUCGGACAACGGCAGAGUGAUCACUUGCAAUGUGGAGAACGUAGUCGGCCAAACCGAGGCUUACCUCCAACUCAACAUCCUCUUUUGCCCCACUAUCCUGGAGCUGCUGGAGCCAUUGAGACUCCACCACUGGUGUAUCCCUUUCAGUGUGACUGGGAACCCCAAGCCCGAGCUGCAGUGGUACCACCAGGACCAGGAGCUCCACGAACAAGAGUAUAUCAAGACUGAGAUCCACAAGAGCCUUGGAAGUGUUCACCACGGCUGCCUACAGCUUGCCAACCCGACUCACAUCCACAACGGGCAGUAUACGCUGGUGGCCAGGAACGAGUUCGGGGAGGACCAGAAAGUAAUUGAUGCCCACUUCCUGCUCCCGCCAGACGAGGGCGACUAUCCCUCAGAACAGCCAUAUUACCCUUACACCACUGACUCACCACUACCCCCAAUAGACGACAGUGUUGCAGUGUACGUAGUGGUGGGAAUCGCUGGUGUGGCAUUAAUUGUAUGUGUUCUGAUGGUGAUCAUUCUGAAAUACGGAAGAAACUCUAAUAAGUUUGGGAUGAAGGGCUCCUCCUCCUCGGUCAUCAGUAACGAUGAUGACUCUGCCAGUCCUCUUCAUCACGUCUCAAACGGCAACAACACCCCGUCGUCCUCGGAGAUGAGCCACGAUGCGGUGAUCAUUGGAAUGACAAAGAUCCCUGUCAUCGAGAACCCGCAGUAUUUCCGCCAAUCUGGCAGCAUGCUGAAAUCGGACACAUUUGUCCAGCACAUCAAGAGACACAACAUUGUGCUGAAGCGUGAGCUGGGAGAGGGGGCCUUUGGGAAGGUGUUUCUGGCUGAGUGCUACAACCUGACUCCAGAUCAGGACAAGAUCCUGGUGGCUGUCAAGACGUUGAAAGAGGCCAGCGAGAGCGGCCGUGCUGACUUCCACCGGGAGGCGGAGCUGCUGACCAACCUGCAGCACGAGCACAUCGUCACCUUCUACGGCGUGUGUGUGGACAGCGACCCGCUCAUCAUGGUGUUCGAGUACAUGAAGCACGGCGACCUCAACAAGUUUCUCAGGUCCCAUGGUCCUGACAUGGUGCUGAUGGCUGAUGGGCAGCACAGCCUGAUGGUGGAGCUGACCCAGUCCCAGAUGCUGCACAUCGCCCAGCAGAUUGCUGCAGGCAUGGUCUACCUGGCCUCCCAGCACUUUGUCCACAGAGACCUGGCCACACGCAACUGUCUAGUGGGAGAGAACCUGCUGGUCAAGAUUGGGGACUUUGGAAUGUCCAGGGACGUGUACAGUACCGACUACUACAGAGUGGGGGGUCACACCAUGCUGCCCAUCCGGUGGAUGCCUCCUGAGAGCAUCAUGUACCGGCGGUUCACCACGGAGAGCGACGUCUGGAGUCUGGGCGUGGUCCUCUGGGAGAUCUUCACCUAUGGGAAGCAGCCCUGGUACCAGCUCUCCAACAAUGAGGUGAUUGAGUGCAUCACCCAGGGGCGCGUGCUGCAGCGGCCGCGUUCUUGUCCAAAGGAGGUGUACGACCUGAUGCUGGGCUGCUGGCAGAGAGAACCCUACAUGAGACUGAACAUCAAAGAGAUCCACAGCCUGCUCCAGAAUCUGUCCAAGGCCUCGCCUGUCUACCUGGAUAUUCUGGGCUGAGUGAGUCUGAUCGGCUGUGUUUGUGUAUGGGAGGGAAUGAGGAUGGAGUUGUGUGCGUACGAGCGAGCAUACUGUUUGUAUGGGUGCGAAUAAGGGUGGAGUUUGUGUGUGUGAGCAUACUGUGUGUGUGUGUAUGGGUAGGAUGUGUGUGUGUGUGUGUGUGUGUGUGUGAGACCAUACUGUAUGUGUGUAUCUGGGUAGGAUGAGUGUAGAGGUGUGUGUGUGAGCAUACUGUAUGUGUUUCUGUGUGCUGACUGUGCUUCUGCCUGCUCAUCACAUAGACAAAAGCCUUACAUUUGAUUGCCAUUUCCUUUCCUUGUCCAUUUGAAAAUACUCUUAGGACCCGUUUCUCAAACCCAGAUUAAAAUAUUCCUGGAGUAGGCCCAAUUCUGGUUUAGUUAAUCAAGAGCAAAAAAUAGUAUUUCAUAAACAUCAGUUAACCUUGAAUUACAUAGUCUUGGACUUUGACGGGGACUUUUUGAAUAAUAGUCAAAGAAUAACUUAAUAAUGUCCAUGAAACCAAAUGAUCAGUAAUCUUUAUUAAAUUGUAAUUUAGUCAAGGAGUAGGCCAAGGCCUCCCGGGUGGCGCAGUGGUUAAGGUCGCGCCAGCUGUGCCACCAGAGACUCUGGGUUUGCGCCCAGGCUCUGUCGCAACCGGCCGCGACCGGGAGGUCUGUGGGGCGA
Messenger RNA from Oncorhynchus mykiss (rainbow trout), 3149 nucleotides. RefSeq names its product BDNF/NT-3 growth factors receptor. Gene Ontology annotation, biological process: protein phosphorylation; multicellular organism development; cell surface receptor protein tyrosine kinase signaling pathway. The record is from RefSeq and is a predicted model, not a curated record. Lineage: Eukaryota; Metazoa; Chordata; Actinopteri; Salmoniformes; Salmonidae. Gene Ontology annotation, cellular component: axon; plasma membrane; signaling receptor complex. Gene Ontology annotation, molecular function: brain-derived neurotrophic factor binding; ATP binding; brain-derived neurotrophic factor receptor activity.